CGCAACAUACAUCAGAUUUGAAGAUACUGAUAAAGGAUUAUAUUUCAUGUGUUUAUAAUAUAACUAAAAAGGAUUAAAGAAAUCUGGAUGAUAUAUAUGUUCAUGAGUAACAAUAUCAGCUAAAUAGAAGAUGAGAGUCUGUGUGAAUCGUUUCUUUUUUAGUGUUUUUGUGUUAUGUUUCCUGCCGUAUUUUGUCAGAGGAUUACAUAGACACCACAAAUGCUUGCCUGUCAACGCGUAUCUGUUCUUGGAUAGAAUCGUAGGUGAUGAUGUUCGUGUGCAAAAACAUAAUAUUUAUAAGAUCAUGGACAAUACUCAUGAUGGUAGUAACAUUCAAGUAGACACGUUAAACCAUACGUCAAUAAUAACUAUAACAGAAGGUGUCAAAAACAAAGAAAACAUGUUAAAAUGGCCCAAAAUCAUCAACGAUUUUCAUAAAGGAACGACGGGUGUUAUUUCAGCAACGAGUUUGAUAGAUUCUAUAUCAGUCUAUCAAACUGGAAACACAAACGUAGCAACAGAGUUGUUUCUUGUGGUAAAUGAUGAAACAAAAGUGGACGAUGAAGAAAAACUAAUUAAAGCACUAAAGACAAUGAAAACGUUUAUUGUGUAUUGUGGAAGGAAACGUACACCUAAUUUUUGGUACUGUCUUGCAACAGAUGAAAACCACUUCAUAAACCUCAAAGAUGAAGUUGAUGCUGACAUAGAGUCGUUUCUUCGCUUAUCAUGUGAAGACUCAAACCUGCAGUGCAACAACAACAUGUACUGGACCGGACAUGAGUGUAAAAAAUGUACACACAUUUGCUCUAGGCAACCGUCUGAAGAUCCGCCAUUCUGCCGGCAAUCUUGUUCGUAUUUUCGCGAAAGAAAGGACGAAAUCAAGUGCAACGGAAGUUCAGUGAUGACGUCUUACAAUAAUUUUCGUGAAACAAAGGACGAAAGCAAGGAUAACGGAAGUUCAAGGAUGAUUUCCUACAGUAUAAAGGUCUAUUUGCCAUUGUGGUUGGUAGUUUGGUUAUAUUAAAGUAUGUGACACAGAAGUGUCCAUUUUUUCGAGCGAAGUAUU
Ruditapes philippinarum (Manila clam) is the source of this 1066-nucleotide messenger RNA. RefSeq lists its product as uncharacterized. The transcript has 5 exons. The record is from RefSeq and is a predicted model, not a curated record. Bases 131 to 1024 code for a protein of 297 amino acids. Lineage: Eukaryota; Metazoa; Mollusca; Bivalvia; Venerida; Veneridae.